AUGGCCGCUUACACUACCUCGUCAUCCAGCAGUCAGGAAACUGGAAACCGUGUCAAUCCACUCGCGCCUGUCACCUACACUCCACAGAGCUCAUACGUGCCUUCUUCCUCCAAGAAGAAGCCUGUCCAUAAUCCCAGCCCCAACAGCCCGUACCGUCACCAUAGCAACACCAGCAACGCCAGCAACAUCAGCACAGUACUGGACGACACAACACAGCACCUAGUGCCGCCCAAUGGAUCGUCAGCUCAAUACCCCUUCACGCCCUUCCAGCAUCAGCAUUCAUCCCCAAAACCAGAGUACCAACAACAGCAAUACCAGCAACAAUACCAGGCGCAGUAUGGAUAUACCAGUGCAGCUGCAAGACGCUCCACGGAUCAGCUUUCAUCCGUGCACAACGGUUCUAUUUACGAGUCUGCAUCUCAGCGACAGCUCGCACAGCAGCCUGUCUACCAUCCAUCGAUGGCCAAGCUGUCGCAAGUCAACGAGGAUGAGGGACUUGAACCAAGGCAAUCCUUCCAAGCACCUAGUUUCAGGAACUACAACGAAUCCUAUAAUGAUAUGCAGCAUGAAGUCUCCAACCUGAAUAUUGCAUCGCCUCCUCGACCACGGCACCAUGAUAGCACCUCGAUAAAUCAGCAACCUCACACGAACCCCUACAACCCCCUGCAGGGCUCGCAACAAUAUCCGUCAUAUGAACAGCAACAAAGUCCGCACCCCUAUGCAGAAGGUCAUCCUUAUCCUCAACAAUCACCCACAUCCAGUUCUGUGAGUCAGCUCUAUCGGACAUCAACGGGAUCCUCAACAACCCACACCACAUGGAGUCAACCUUCGUCACCAGGGUUCCCACCCGCGUCCUAUUUGGGAGAAGGCAGUGAGGCCACUCAUCUUUCCGAAGCUGCGUUGCACUUGAUCGACUUUAAUCCCGGUAUUCUUUCGACGAUUGCGGUCGCGUUUCGCGAAAAGAUGCUGCAAAACGAGGCAAAGAGAGUCGAGUCCGCCAACUAUGGGCUUGAAUUCCCAGUGACAUUUACGGGCAAGGAGGCAGUGGACGUGGUCGUUGAACUAACAAAGCUGGACGACAGACGCCAUGCGUUGGCCAUUACGCGAUCAUUGGAGCAGCAGCUCUUAUUCUUUGGAGGUGGAGUCAACAUGCUCUUUGAUUCAAACAACGACCAGUACUUUUUCUCUGAGGCGACAUUGGCGUAUAUCCCAGGCAAGACAGAGUUCCCGACAGUGCCAGUUGGGGUGUUUCCGUACAGCAGCCCUUGUUACACUUACGACUGUCAGCCUGAUGGUGCCCCAUGUUACUCGUACCUUUGCCCGAACCGCCAGAAUAUUGCAGGCGUGCUGGGUCGGCAGAACAGCGACAUGUCGACAGUUAGUACGCAGGAAAAGGUCUGGGCCAAUUCUGUCCCAGCAAGUGUUGUUGCUGCUGCAUCCAAACAGGAGCGAAAUCGGCAGGAGGCCAUUUUCGAGGUCAUCCAAACCGAGCAUAAUUACGUCCGUGAUCUCGAGCUCAUGGAAGAGAUCUUCAUUGCCCCUCUUCGAACAGGAGACAUUGUCGACCCUGAAAAAAGAGAGCAGUUGAUCGAGGACAUCUUUCUCAACUACCGCGAGGUUCUCGAGCUGAACAAGAAGCUACUGGCAGAUCUGAGGGAGCGUCAGGAACAGCAGCCAUUAGUCGAAGCCAUCGGCGAUGUCCUUCUCGCACACGUCUCAGGAUUCGAGUCGGCAUAUGCGCGAUACGUCCCCCGGAUCUCGCUUUCUGAAUUCACCUACAAGAAGGAGGAGAGCCGAAAUCCAAAGUUUGCUCAGUUCUUGAAGGACUGCACCCGACACCCUGAGGCGCGACGUUUGAAUCUGCGACACUUUGUUGGUCAGCCUUAUCAGCGAAUCCCAAGGUACCCGCUCCUGCUACAUGAAGUGGUCAAGAGGACUGCCGAGGGCGUCUCGGAUCGCGAGAUUGUACAGGAGGUGAUCAACGUCUGCAAGGAGCUCGGAAAACACGUUGAUGCCUGCAUACCAGAGGCAAAUCGAAGACUCAGACUACUGACGAUCCAAGACAAGAUCAUUUGGAAGUCUGGGGAAGUGCGUCAGGACCUCAAGUUGUCUGAUAGAGAGAGAAAGCUGCACUUUGAGUGUGUUGUCAAGCGACGAUCCAAUCUGGACGUCCAGAUGAUCGAACUUCGACUUUUCCUCUUUGACCAGGUAUUACUGAUGACUAAGGAGAAACGCGACAAGACCGGAGAGAAAGACGACAUGCUGUAUCAGGUCUCCAAGAACCCUAUUCCAUUAGAACUCAUGCACGUUUGGGCGGAGGAGGGCAAGCCCAUGUCGAUUCUCAACGGACGAGAGCCGGCACCUGGAAGAAAGUUGACCAACAGCACAAAGUCAUCCGGUUCUGGACAUCGUCAUUCAACGUUCCUGUCUAACGAGGCCAGCUUGAAUCACCGCGUGGGCUUCCAAGAGACCAAGUACAUCGUACCUGUGACCAUUGAGCACCGUGGGCGACGAGGUGCUGUCUACACUCUUUACAUGACGCCUCAGGAUAGGGAGCAAUUUCUAGAGCAAGCGGAGAUUGCACAGGCACGUCGACAGGAGGCCGUUUCUGGAUCCAAGCUGUUCAAGACGACUGUUAUCACCCACUACAACGCCACGCCACCCAUCCCAUCCUCGAACCUAGUUCACAACCCCAUGGAUGGUCGACGGUCCACCUGCUCCGCGCCCUACCUCAAUGUUCUGGAUGGAAGGAGACGAGUGGUGAUCGGAACAGAAGAGGGAGUCUAUGUGGGCAUGGAGGACGACCCCUACAGUUUCAGGCUUGCGAUCAAAGAGCAGAACGUCAGCCAGGUCAGCGUUUUGGAGGCGUACCACAUCCUUUUGGUUCUGACGGGCAAGGUCCUUAAGGCGUUCAACCUCAGUUGUCUCGAUCCCAACUCUGAUAAGUCGCUCCAGAUCGGCCAGCAGCUCGGAAAGAGUGUUCAGUACUUUACAGCAGGCAUCUGUGCCGGCAAGACACUUGUCAUUACAAUGAAGCGCAGGAAUGCGGGCGAGAGCCACUUUUCUGCCUAUGAGCCGGUCGAGAAUGCAGUCUUGGGCGGACAUCAUCGCGGAGGAUUUAGUCUGUCGUUUGGAAAGUCUAGCAAGUCCGAGUGGUUCAAGCUUUACCAAGAAUUCUACGUCGGAACGGACUCGUCGCAGCUGCUGAUGCUUGCCAAGAUGGUCUGUGUAGUCUGUCCCAAAGGAUUCGAGAUUCUAAUGCUCGAUAAUCUUCGUAACACUCAAGUCUUCCCGUCGAGAAAGGACCCCAAUUUUGCGUUUUUGGAUCUGCGUCCCGGGAGUGUACCUAUCAGCAUGUUUAAGAUCAGCUCUGACGACUUUUUGAUGUGCUACACUGACUUUGCGUUUAGGAUGACCAAGAAGGGUGAGCUUGCUAAGCGCGAAUUGAUCGAGUGGGAAGGUCGCCCAGAGUCGUUUGCAGUCGCAUAUCCGUACGUGAUGGCGUUCGAGAAUGGAUUGAUCGAGAUUCGCCAUAUCGAAACCGGGGCAUUGGAGCAGAUCAUUCUCGGCGAUAACAUCCGUCGACUCUACUCGAAUGUUGACCUGAACGGUAAUACCGUCGUCCAGAUGGUCAUGUCAGAUCCCAACAAUGCCGAGAACCGACAAAUCGUCAAGCUGGUCAAGGCGCCCCCGCCUCCUAAGACGCUGCUGGAGCCCAUUGAUUAUAAGCCCAAGGCCGUCUAUGUGCCCCAGACAAAGCAUCAUCAGGCCUCACCGACACCGUCGCAUCUGAUGGCACCGGUGCUGCAGCCCGUUUUGUCUACGAACGGCGCUGGACCAGCAGUACUUACAACACAUACGCCCUCCAGCCCUACUACACAUUACCAGCAGCAGCAUCCCCCCCUGCAGCCUAUGCUAAAUGUUACACCGCAGUUCAAUCACCCGCUCCCACCGCCUCCGAUUCCUCAACGGCCCUUGCCUGGGCUGUCGCAUCCGCAUAUUGUGCCGGCAUAUCCUGUGCAUCCUUAUGCGCCCUCGCAGCAGCCUUAUCCUCAGGUCUUUGUUCCUCCAGACUUGGAUGUGGCAACUGGAACGACGGAUCAACAGCAGCACCAGCCGGGAGGAGGACAUGCCAUUUCAUGGAGCUCUGGCGGAUAUCCAUGA
Gamsiella multidivaricata is the source of this 4164-nucleotide messenger RNA. RefSeq lists its product as uncharacterized. Lineage: Eukaryota; Fungi; Mortierellomycota; Mortierellomycetes; Mortierellales; Mortierellaceae. The coding region runs from base 1 to 4164 and encodes 1387 amino acids. The transcript is spliced from 6 exons. Gene Ontology annotation, molecular function: guanyl-nucleotide exchange factor activity. The record is from RefSeq and is a predicted model, not a curated record.